UUCUCUCUCCAUAUUCUGAUGAAUAAUAUAUAUGGGUGUUUCUCUCUGAUUUCCAUGUGCAGUAGUAAUAGUUUCUCUCUCUAGUUGAAGAGGAUGGAAACGUACAGUCAUCAUGAAGACCAAGAAGCGUUGAUGUUCCACGCCUAUCCAUGUGCAUACUACGUUCAAAGCCCUUCCACCAUCUCCCAUGCAAACAGUGCCGAUCAUAUCCGCAACCCCACCAACGAAGACCAAUCCGCCGUCACCCUGCAUUUCCACUCCCCCACACCCUCCGAAUCAGCCAUCCUCACCAAGAACCCCGACGUUUCUCGCUUCACCCUUUCCCGUUACUCUUCCUCUCGUGGAUCCAACAACUCCUUCUUGCAUGACAAAAGCAUCGUCGCUGCUGCCGAUCACAAAGGAGGAUUCAACCGCCUCAUCAUGAUCGACCAUGGGGUCGGUAAGGGUGAUCAAAAUGAUGAUGAUGAUGAUGACAAUGAUGAUGAAGAAGGACAAGGGUUUUAUGGGAAGAAAAAAGGGUGGUGGUGGAGGUAUUGUUCUUUUAGAAGCUCUAAUUCUUGUGCCUGGAUUUCUUUACAAAUAUGUUGGAGGCUUGUGUUGAGCUUAGGAUUUGCAUUGCUUGUGUUCUACAUUGCUACGAAGCCACCACCUCCUAAGAUUUCUGUUAAGGUGGCAAGAGUAGGUGAAUUCGGACUAGGGGAAGGAGUGGACGGCUCAGGUGUUACAACCAAGAUUCUAACCUGCAACUGUUCUGUGGACCUGCUCGUUGAAAAUAAAUCAAAGCUCUUCGGCCUCCACAUCCACCCUCCAACCAUGGAUUUAUUCUUCGGCCGCCUGCCUUUCGCUAUCUCACACGGACGAAAGCUAUAUGCACAGAGUUCGAGUCCAUCAAGGUUCCAGCUAUCGGUGGGAACACGAAGUAAACCGAUGUAUGGCGCAGGGAGAAACAUGCAGGACUUGCUGGAGUCGGGAAUGGGAUUGCCACUAGUGAUUCGUUUGAAGCUGAGCUCCAAUUUUCGAGUUGUAUGGAACCUUAUAAAGCCUAGGUUCCAUCACCAAGCUGAAUGUUUAUUAGUCCUUGAUGACAAAUACGACAAGAAACACCGAACCCAAAAAUAUAACAGCACCUGCACUAUCACUUCUUCAUAGAACCAAGUCUGCCCCUGCCCCAGCUGCCGCUUCAAUGAAUAUGAACAAAAUCACCAUUUCCACCCUCUUUUAUAUAUAUUUGAGUUUGCCGGAAUUUGAUUCUGGCUAUUAGAACUAAACUCUAUAUCAACAAGUUGUGUAUUAACACAAACUGUUGAAUCUUUUGUUAUCAAAUAUAAUAUACACUAAUGGUGCUAAAAAUACCUUUCUACA
Gossypium raimondii (Peruvian cotton) is the source of this 1362-nucleotide messenger RNA. RefSeq lists its product as hypothetical. NCBI's taxonomy places the organism in Eukaryota, Viridiplantae, Streptophyta, Magnoliopsida, Malvales, Malvaceae. The record is from RefSeq and is a predicted model, not a curated record. Gene Ontology annotation, cellular component: plasma membrane. The coding region runs from base 94 to 1149 and encodes 351 amino acids. The transcript has 3 exons.